Protopolystoma xenopodis is the source of this 378-nucleotide messenger RNA. NCBI's taxonomy places the organism in Eukaryota, Metazoa, Platyhelminthes, Monogenea, Polystomatidea, Polystomatidae. The record is from the annotation of a GenBank genome assembly.
AUGACUCCCUCACCCUCCUUAUUCCCUUCUUCCUCCUCUGUCCCACUAACCGCCACCGGUGGUGCCUCCAUGAUAGGCAACUCUGGCUGCUCUGGCGUGUUUGCCACUCCCCCAAUAACCUCAAAUUCUUCUGGACAAGAGCGGCGGUUUACCUUCGAAGUUAUUUCACCCGGUGGACGGACACAUCUAUUGCAGGCCCUAAGUUUGACUGACCUCGAGGUCUGGGUGCGCGCCUUGCGCUCCGGCCUCCUCACGCAUCAUCAACAUCAACAUCAUCGUGACAUUGGUAAUGCAACUUUGAAGGCCUCUAGCAUCCUUUUAUCAGGGCCUGAUGUCUCAACACUAACUUUGGAUAAUGUUGGAGCCGAAAUUGAGUAA